AUGUGUAUUCUUUCCGAUUUGAAUUUUAGUCUGAAAUCCGCUGUUGUUGAAACGAAUAAAAAGUCGCCGGCCGCCAAAGAAUAUUCGUCUAAUGAACAAUCUAUCAAUAAGGCUAGUAAACACGGACCCCCACAUCCAAAGGUAAAACAUAAUCCAAAUCUAAGAAUUAAUCCAGCAGCAGAUUGGUCAAAGAGAAACAAAAACAACAUAUCCAAUAAAACAAAUACCAAGGAAGUAAAAAAUGCCAACACUGCAAGCUCCAAACAGGGACCAUUUUUCAAACAACAACAAAAAAUACAAAAAAUGAAACGAGUUGAGGACAAAAAACAAAAGUCCAAAAAGGCAAAGGACAAAUUGAGGGGAAAGAAACCAAUUACGACGGAUGUCAUUGAUUUACUUUCUAGCGAUGAAUCUGACAGUAGCGACGUUGUAAUGAUUCCAAUACCUCCUCCGCCAACGUUUACCGUUGACGACAGUGACGAUGAUGAGAAUACAAAAAAGAAGUCGUCUUCUGGUUCGACACUAUUGCAAACGGAAGAAAACGCGUUGGACUCAACGGACGUGCAGAUGUCAACGUCAACAAGUUUUAUAAAACCACCACAACAAGCAUCGAUCGUUAACACUUCGAAUUCUGACUCAGUCGAUAGGCGCUUUGAAAAUACAUCUCGCUGUGCUUCACCGUGUUCAAUUCAAUCGUCAGAUGAUUUUAUAGGUCAGGUGGACCGUAGUCGUUUGCUAGAGGAUGCUAGUGGCGUUGCCGAUGAUGAGGAUCUGUUGGUGUUGACGUCAGACGUGAAUAGCUUGUUAGAGGCACCACAAGAGAAGAGAUCGUCGAAUAAAGAUGCAGACACAAAUGAUUCAAUGACCUUUGUGCCGCCCAAACCCACAGAACCAGCUCCUAAAGAAACUUAUCGUGUAGAACAAACUCAGUUUAGGGCUUUGGAUGUGUACGAAAGCGAAUCGGAUAUUACUGACAGUGUAUAUUCUAAAGGGACAACUAAAACGACAGUUAUACGUCAGUUGGAUACUAGCUCCGACGAAGUCGAAGAUAUAUCCUCUAUUCACCCGUCACGUACGAAACGUUUUCGCAAACGUCGUGCCUCAAGCAGCAAUAAGGGGUCCGAUGUUAACUAUGAAAAUACACAGUCAAGUAGUGAAAAUAGUAACGAAGAGCAUGACGAUGAGGAAUUCGGUUCCGGUACAGAACGCACGGGCAUACCGUUCAUUUCCCGGGGACCUGCGGUUGAACGCAAAAUUCGUAAAAAUAGUCGGACUCUUUCAAGUUGUUCGCCAGCUCCCCAGAAAAGCUUUAAGGCUGCUGCAACGAAGGGGCAUAUGUCAGAUGGAGAUUUCAUUGCAAAGCUCAAUAACUUAGUCCAAGGUCAAGACGAUGAAAAUGAGAAUGAAGCUGAAGAAAGUGACGAAGCUGAAGAGGCACCAUCUGCACGUGACAUAGCUGCAAAAAUACUUGGAGAAUGUCAUCAACCGGCAUCGAAAGAAAACGACCCGGCUGUACCUAAAAAUGCUAGUCACGAUUUAAGUGAUGUUUUCAAAACAAUUGAUAAAAUGGAAGAAAAGGAGCAAGAACAACUUAAGCCAGUAGAUGCAAAAGGCGAGAGCAAUACUUCGAAUAGUGGCGUGGUCGUUAAUAGCACUCUGCCCGUUGUUUAUAAGAGUUUACCCACCGAUGACAAUGUUCAAAUCAUUACUUACGUAGCUGAUAAGUCUCGUUUGGAAAUCGCUAAGCCAAAUAAAUCAAAAAAUGGCUCACCAGUAUACAAUGUUGUAUACCUACGUGGAAACAAUAUAACCAGCGGCAUUGGCUGGAAUAGUGAAAUGAGAAAAUUCUAUGAGGAUUCAUGGAAUGGGGAGCAUUUUAUUUUGUCCCAUGUUUGGAAUAAAAUGAAUCCGGAUAAGAAUUUGUGGAGAAUAUAUGCCGAAGAUCGUUUCAGUAGGUCGACAAAACGGUAUAGCAAUUUAAAAUGUACAAAUUGUUGUGAUUUUGGUCAUGCAAGAUCGCAGUGUAAACGUCCUAAGAAACCGCUAAUUUGCUAUAUGUGUGGAGAGAGUGGCCAUCAGGAACCCCGUUGUCCCAACACCAUUUGUCUACGGUGCGGCAAUAAAACACACGUUUACAUAAAAGGCUGCAAUGCUUGUUCAUUCCAAAAUCGCCUGAUGUGUCCGAUUUGUAAGAUCAGGGGACACUCCAUUGAUUAUUGUCCCGACAAAUGGCGUAGAUAUUAUUCAACGACUGAACCAAAUGCAUUUCCCAAAAACAAUAUUGUAUAUAACACAAGAAAAUAUUGUAGCAUGUGUGGACAGCGCGGUCAUUUAGCGGAUGCCUGUCGAAAUGCCAUGAAUUUUAUGGAAUAUCCUCCAAUAGCCACUGUCGUCAAGUCACAUCAAAAAUCGUAUAAUGAUUUGGCAUUUAAGACUUUACAUAGCGGUGGCAUUCCUUUCAAUUUGAUGUACGAACCGACACAGGAAUAUUCAUUUGGUUUGGCGGAAAGAACAAAUGCCGAUAAAUAUUACGGACGCUUUCUAAAUGCAGUUGGAAUGUCGUACUUAAUACCGCGCAAACGACGCUCUGAAGCAAUGGGGGAAUCUUCUGCGAAAAAGUUGAAAAAGUCCUCAAAGAAAGGGGAGAAUUUGAAAGGUGAAAGCUCCAAAGCUCCAAAUCAGGUUCAGGAAAUAACUGAGAGUGGCAAUGUUGAAGAUGAACAUCCAAUAGAUAUCCCAUCCACUACUGAAGUUAGUAAUGAAGAUGUUGGCGAAGCUGAAAGUACAGUUCAAAACAGUAACGGUAAUGAGGAUGAUAUUCAAUUGAAUAUUACUGUAUCUACCCGUAGUAGUUUUUCCAGUUUCAAAUCGCCGAAUAAUGUCACAUCGUCAAACCUUCAACCACAAAAUCUUGAUUCAGACUCAAAUUAUAGUUUUUCUGAGCACUUUGAUGUUCCAUCUACAUCGUCAAGUGUGGAAAAAGAUCAGUCUUCGGUUAAACUUGACGGAGUCUUGCAAGAUGAGAACGCCAAUGCACCAUCCAAUAAAAUUUGGACAUCAUCAAUCUUUAAAGAAAAACCCAAAUCUCGUGAAAUGGAAGAACUGCCCGACUUUAUUCCAUUGGUAGAUUCCACCGAAGAUUGCCAUGACGAUAAGAUGGAAUCACAUGUUGGUAAUCAGAUUGACCAGCCAGAAAAAAGACGUCCAGCGGGAAUUUCGAAUAGAUUUGUUCCUGCCGAGUCUGAUGAUGAUGAAAGUAAUGAUGGAAUCGGAGUCAAAAAAGAUGCUGACCAAACAGAUGGCUUGCCAUGUGAGGCUAAAAUUUACCUGAACCAGUUUCAUACGAAAUAUUUGUUGUCCCUCGAAGGCCGUACCUUUUUGGCAAAAUCUUCAAAGGAAUGCGACUUGAAAGCCCGUCUGGAUUUUACGUCAGUCGGUCACGUCCUGGUAAUUUUUGGUUUGCCAAGCAAUCAGGACAAAUUUCAACGUGAGCUUCUUUUGAAAUACCGCGAAAUUGCAGAUCAAAUGACACAAAAGAAUAUACAGUCGACGCCCAACAUACCCAAACGUAUCGAUGUACUUAUACGUUUCUUGCGUGACGACAUCAACCAGCUGAACACGAAUUUGGGCAAUGCAAAUCAUUUGUAUAAACGGCUGCAGUAUGUGGAACGCCAGCAAUCGAAAGCAGGAUUUAAACAGGCUGAUAAAAUUCGACGUUCGCUAAAUAUGAUAUUGGUGGGACAGGCUGGUUUGCAGGACGGAAACAUUCAUCUGGACAAGCUCUUGUUGAGUUUAAAAACUCUAAUUAAUGACUACAAAUCUGACGAUGCUACCCCGCCUCAAUUACGUUCAGAAAUAUCUUCACAUUGGAAGUUUAUAUUUUCUUCAUACAGACACGAUAAUUACGAAGAGUUGUUGAAGAUCUACAAUAAUCUGGUACUUAAAAAUCGAAUGCUUAAACUAAGUAUAGAUCCAUUGUUGUUGGGCAACAAACUACUGGACACAAGUCUUACAUUGGAACAGAAGGAGAAAUUGGAGCAAUCCAAACCACAGAUCCGUGAAAUCAACGAAGGCGAUGAAAAGCAUAUUGAAGACAAUCCGCAAAAACCCCCAAAAUCCAAUAAACGUAAACAGCAAAUCACAGAUACACCAGCAACAACACCAAUAAAAGCACCGACGACAACUCAACCUCAGCGCUCAGAUAAUCUUCGUGUACCGACCCCAACAAAAACAAAAUCGACUGUUGUUAAUUCGUCAUCGUCCCUCAACCCAACAAGAAGACAGCAAACAAAAAUUAUGCCUCCACCUCCGUUCGUCAACCCCGAAACACGUUCGAAUGCUACAGUUAAUGCUGCCAUCAUGCAACAAGUUUCGGAAAAAUGGAAGAACACGUGCGACACCUUACUUAAGGAAAUUUCGAAGCCAGCAACUCGUGCCGGCAGCGGCAGCAACAUUCGGGACUCCAAGUUGCCGUCAACGUUCUGGUCGCGGGAAUCGAUGCGAUACUUGGAUGAAUGUAUACCGAUUGUUUCGUCGAGGCCGGAACUUGAAGAAAAGCUUAAGCGGGUUCAGAACAAAUCGAAAAAUGGACAACUCUCGUAUAAUGACUACCUCGCUGUAAUUAAAUUACAUACAGCUCUGACAGGAAAAUAGCA
This is a messenger RNA of Musca vetustissima, 4655 nucleotides long. RefSeq lists its product as uncharacterized. The transcript is spliced from 6 exons. Lineage: Eukaryota; Metazoa; Arthropoda; Insecta; Diptera; Muscidae. Gene Ontology annotation, molecular function: zinc ion binding; nucleic acid binding. The record is from RefSeq and is a predicted model, not a curated record. The coding region runs from base 1 to 4653 and encodes 1550 amino acids.